AUGUACGCAUGCGAUAGCCAGCAGAGUCAGCAACAGCAGCAACAGUACUUUUAUCCGACUGACACCCACCACUACCACCGAGAGCAGAAUGGGAACGAGGAUGCCAGUUCCAGUUGCGGACACGGCUACUAUCCUCUUCGUCUCCAGGACCAUCAUUACGAUCGUCACAACGGCGCCCUGAAUGGCGCUGCGUCGGUGGAAAAUUGGGUUUAUCCACCCCCUCCGGAUCCAACGCAGACGCAGCCUUACACCGCUACACCAACGAGUCGCGGGUACGUCGCGGUCAGCGUCAUCACCGUGAACGUUGGGCUCGUAGAGGCCCACUAUGGACGUCGACGUUCUAUACCCAUGGUUGCGCGGGUCACGCUCAUUGACCAUCGUAGCGUCGUGCUUCUUGAUACUUAUGUGCAACCGACGCACAGAAUAACAGACUACCGGACGGAAUCUACUGGAUUGAAUUAUCUGCAUUUUCAGAAUGCACCAACCUUCGAAUCGGUACAACGCACAACAGCAAAGAUGAUCAUGAACAAUGUCAUCGUAGGACAUCGGUUAUGGGAGUUUUUGUCGGUGAUGGGCCUCUCACAUCCCGCCAUCGACACACGCGACCUCGCACUCUUCCGACCUCUCAGAAAGCGGUUAAAGAGUCGGUGCAUUCUCGAUUUACGGACCCUCGUGAGGUUCUUUGUGGGCAAGGACGUUGGGUAUGGGUAUGAGGAUUCGCUCGAGAACGCGAUUGCAGCAAUGGAGCUGUUUCGCGUUUGUCACCCCAUUUUCGAGGGUAUUGUGGAAGCGGGGGCAUGGCCUUGCGACCUUCCGCCAGUAUCCUACUCUAGGCAUUUUCUAUAA
This is a messenger RNA of Coprinopsis cinerea okayama7#130, 846 nucleotides long. RefSeq lists its product as hypothetical. The transcript is spliced from 7 exons. The coding region runs from base 1 to 846 and encodes 281 amino acids. Gene Ontology annotation, molecular function: exonuclease activity; nucleic acid binding. The record is from RefSeq and is a predicted model, not a curated record. Gene Ontology annotation, cellular component: nucleus. Lineage: Eukaryota; Fungi; Basidiomycota; Agaricomycetes; Agaricales; Psathyrellaceae.